Messenger RNA from Drosophila willistoni, 3229 nucleotides. It is a transcript of the gene wrd, whose product is annotated as serine/threonine-protein phosphatase 2A 56 kDa regulatory subunit gamma isoform. Gene Ontology annotation, molecular function: protein phosphatase activator activity. Gene Ontology annotation, cellular component: protein phosphatase type 2A complex; nucleus; cytosol. The transcript has 8 exons. NCBI's taxonomy places the organism in Eukaryota, Metazoa, Arthropoda, Insecta, Diptera, Drosophilidae. Gene Ontology annotation, biological process: signal transduction; protein dephosphorylation. The record is from RefSeq and is a predicted model, not a curated record. Bases 16 to 2970 code for a protein of 984 amino acids.
UGUUUCACUAAUGAAAUGGUUUACGGUGGUGCCAUGUUGCUGACGGGUGGCCAGCUAAACGGAACCCAAAACCAGCAGCAACAGCAAGAGGAACAGCUACAACAACAACAACAACAUCAAAAUUCUCGUCAGGAUCAACCAUUAGAGCAGACAUUAAAUCGUCGUCCUACAGGCUAUUAUGCCUUGGGCAUACGUAUACCCAAAUCUCCCUCAUUUCAUAGUGGCUUAGAUCAAUUGGCUGACGAUCAGCAGCAGCAGCAACAGCAGAAGCAUUUUGAACAACUUGGUGAUACCACUCAAAAUUCCGAACUGGAGUCGUCGUCGUCGUCAUCAAAAUUUAAGUUUUCCAGCGUUGAGGAGUUGAAAGCUAAAUUUGAGAAUCGUAACAUGCCUUUAACGCCUCCAGCUGAAACCAUUGUAACCAGCAGCACGACUAACGCAACUGCAACAACAUCAUCAUCAUCUCCCUCAUCCUCAUCAACCUCAUCGAACUCAUCGGCCACUGCCUCGGCCCUGUCAUCAUUGUCGCAGGCUGGCUCAUCCUCGCUAGCCUCGGCAGCGGCCAAUUCAUCGGCCUCAUCAUCGGCCGCCACAUAUGGAGGGGGAGCCAAUUCGGCGGCAGCUGCAUUAAUAGCAUCAUCGUCGCCGUUUGGUUCGCAAUCAUCCACCUCCAGCUCCAGUUCCAAUUCGAGUUCUCACUCGGGUUCGCUAAAUUCCAAUCCAAAUGCAGGUGGAUUAGCGGGAUUAGGAGCCGGAUCUGGAUCAGGAAGCAUGGCCAAGACAUCUGGAACAGCCACAACAGCAGCCACUUCAUCUGGGGCAAUAAGUGGUAGCAUUGUGUCCACUUUGGCUCAGCAUUUCUCAUCUGUGACCUCCUCCGUGGCUAUCGUUUCGGUUUCGGCGUCGGCUUCCACCACCAAUAAGUCGCCAGUGAGUGCAGCCGCUGCCAUUAAGAAUAUAUUGAGUGCCACCAAAAAUGUUGGCAAUCAAUCAACAACAACAACAACAACUACGUCAUCGACAUCAUCGACAUCGACAUCGACAUCAUCAAUACCAUCAUCAUCAUCUGCAGAACCCGCUUUACGUGCAGAGGAGUCACUGCUGCGUCCCAAUAAUACGGUGGCUCAGAAUCUAGUUGGUGGUAUUAGUAUCACCUUGGGCAUAGGCCAGCGUCCAAAUAGUGGUAGCUUACGACAAAAUGGUGAUAUAUCCACCACAAAUCCCGCUACGAGUACAACUACAUCCACCACAUCCACAUCAAAUCUAGCAUCACCCCAAACGCUGCAACAGCUGACGGGGAGUCCAGGAAGGGCGCGUGAUCGGAAUCUUUUUCAUUUGCCACCGACAGCUUCGGUUGCUUUGGCGUUGCCGCCAUUGCGAGAAACUGCUCCAAGUGAACGUGAAGAGCUUUUCAUACAAAAAAUCCGGCAAUGUUGUACUCUCUUCGACUUUUCGGAACCGCUAAGCGAUCUAAAAUGGAAGGAGGUGAAACGGGCGGCUCUACACGAAAUGGUCGAGUUCUUAUCGAACCAAAAUGGGGUUAUUACGGAAAUCAUAUACCCAGAGGCCAUCAAUAUGUUUGCUGUCAAUCUGUUUCGCACUCUGCCACCAUCAUCAAAUCCCAAUGGUGCUGAAUUUGAUCCUGAAGAGGAUGAACCCACUUUGGAAUCAUCUUGGCCACAUCUACAAUUGGUCUAUGAAUUAUUUUUGCGUUUCCUAGAAUCGCCAGAUUUUCAACCAAAUAUUGCUAAACGUUUCAUUGAUCAUCAUUUUGUAUUACAAUUAUUGGACUUAUUUGAUUCGGAAGAUCCACGUGAACGUGAUUUCCUAAAGACUGUUUUACAUCGCAUCUAUGGAAAAUUUUUGGGCUUGCGAGCAUUUAUUAGAAAGCAAAUCAAUAAUGUUUUUUACAGAUUCAUUUAUGAAACUGAACAUCAUAAUGGCAUUGCUGAGUUAUUGGAGAUUUUAGGCAGCAUUAUAAAUGGUUUUGCCCUGCCCCUUAAAGAGGAGCAUAAACAAUUUUUACUUAAGGUACUGCUGCCAUUGCACAAAGCCAAAAGUUUAUCGGUCUAUCAUCCACAAUUGACUUACUGUGUGGUGCAGUUCCUGGAGAAAGAUCCCAGCCUAUCUGAGGCAGUGAUCAAAAGUCUAUUGAAAUUCUGGCCCAAGACCCAUAGUCCCAAAGAGGUGAUGUUCUUAAAUGAACUGGAAGAGCUUCUUGAUGUUAUUGAGCCGGCUGAGUUUCAAAAAGUGAUGUGUCCGCUGUUUCGUCAGAUAGCAAAAUGUGUGUCAUCGCCACAUUUUCAGGUGGCCGAGCGGGCUCUAUAUUAUUGGAACAAUGAGUAUAUAAUGUCCUUGAUAGCGGACAAUUCGCAAGUUAUAUUACCCAUAAUGUAUCCGGCGCUAAAUCGUAACUCUAAAACGCAUUGGAAUAAAACCAUUCAUGGUCUAAUCUAUAAUGCUCUUAAAUUGUUUAUGGAAAUGAAUCAACGGCUAUUUGAUGAAUGCAGCAAGAACCACCAAAAGGAGAAGCAAAUGGAACGAGAAAAGCUCUCGCAGCGCGAGGAAUUGUGGCAACAGGUGGAGAGCCUGGCCAAAACGAAUCCUGAAUGGACAAAGUCUAGACGGUUCUACGAUGAUGACGAAUUACAGUUCUCCGUUAGUCAAGCACAACAACAACAACCACCACCACACUAUGAUCAGUACAAUGAGAAUUGUGAUCUAACCUAUGAUAAGAUCGAUCAGCCACAACAACCCAGCGUAGGCCGUCAGCCACCACCACCACCACCCCAAAAGCAAACUGGGCUGCAGGAACCCAGAGAGAUACGCGGCGAACGGAAUAAGGAUAAACCGCUAAUGCGACGAAAAUCAGAUCUACCCUCGGAUAGCGGGACUGUGCGAGCACUUAUUGAGCAUAAACGAACCGAUGAAUACCUAACAACGCCGCCUUCAGAUCCAGCGAACAACUAGGCUAACUCCAUUUUGCACGAAAACCCAAAUGUUGCUCCUCCCCCUACCGCCUUCUAUCUGAAAGCAAGAGACGAUUGCGAAAAGGGGUCAACAUAAAUUUGCAUUUUUAUGUUAGGGGACACUUUAUGGCAGGAGCUUGGCAAUGGAUUACAAAAAAUAAUAUAUAUACACAAACACCCACACACACACACACAUCAAGAAACAAUUUCUAUAGAUUAUACAAUUUAUCAAAUAAAUAAAUAUGCUUUAUAAAACAAAU